GUGAGUAUGUGGAGGGCUAUAAGAGGGCAGUGGCGGAGCUAGAGAGCGCGGCGGGCGAGUUGGAGGGGUUCGGCAGGGCGAUGGGGCCAUUCCUCCGAGCAGAUGACGGCGGCGCCCACGGGGUGAAGACCGUGACCGUCCUGGGCAAGAAGGUGUCGACCACCGAGGCGACGCUAUCGCAGCUCGGCACCGACAACCCUCUCUACAAGCGAUUCAGGUCAGAAGGCACCUACCACAUAGACAUACACUGCGGUUGUAUGGACACAUGUCGUCUGUUUUGCGUCUGUGUUAUGCAGUGGUGAGAUUGUUGGCGACGUCCCCAUCCGGCAGACCGCCGUUGAGCACUUUAUGAAGGUGACCCGCAGCCACAAACACAGAAGCAGAAGGAAUGAAGGUGUGUGUGGUGUUGUUUGUCAAUGGUCAGGUAGUGGAUUUUGCGCGCAGACUGCGGGCAACGAAGAACCGCCCUGGCAGUGUCGUCAAGCACCCGAUAGCCCGCAACAUGACUCAGCUCAAGGUGAGUGCAGAUAGGUGUGUGUCGGCAUUGUCUCGCGCUCUCAUCUGUGUGUGUGCAGAAGGAUGUGGAGAUGUAUGGCCUCAAGAUGCAGGACAUCUAUCGGCCCCCGGCCCCACUGCUCAGCAUCGAGGAGACGCAGGAGGUGCUGGCCAUGACGGAGAUACCCAACCCCUCGGUCAAACUCCUCUACAGGUAGGCGGAGACAGCCAUAUGAUGAUCUCUCACAGCGUCCCUCCCACCCCUCCCCUUUGCUCUCUGUCAGUGCGACGCGUGACGGUGGUGACUUCGUCACGAUGGUGGACAAGGUGGGCGACGCGAGCGGUCUGCUGUUCCUCGUCAACCACAACGACAUACACCGAUUCGGCUGCUUCAUCGACGGCCAACUCAAACCGCCCGCCGACCCGACCCAGACCAAUCGAUACCGCGCGCCCCACUUCUUCAUCUCGAUCAGCGGUGACUACGGCAAAGUCACCAAGGUGCCCAUCCCCGAGACCAAACAGUGGGUGCAUGUCGCCGGCCGCGACGCCUCCAUCAAGGCCGGCAAUGAGGAUUACCGCGGCAAGGUGGGUGGAGGGGGGCGAAUGGGAAUAGCACAGCCAGCUAUGGGUCAAUUCGCAUGUCUGUGUGCAGAUGACCAUUGGCUACGGGUAUCUGUGGCUCUGCGACGGCAGCCCAGGCCCCGCGGAUGACGUGCGCAGCAUGACUCAGGGGGUCAAGAAGGAGGACCUGCCGGCCGGCUACCUCGGCCAAUUCAGCACCCAUUGCAACGGCACACUGGCGAGCGAACGGAACUUCACCGCGAAGGAGAUCGCCAUCUAUCACGUGAGUAGGUGGGAUGGGUGGGGAAGGCAGAGAGACGACCGACACGGAUGAAUUUAUGGAUGUCUGCGUGCUCUUCAGGUGAAGUCCGGCUGAGUGAGUGAGAAGGGGAGCCAGUGAGACGACAGCAGCGGCAGACGUGUAUGGCCUCUCACACAUGUCGACAGACCGACUUAUGUGCUGCUUGGAUGGACUGGUGUGCAUGGGCGGCUGGACCGUUUGAUUCAUCUGUGUCUGUCUGCAUGAGUGUC
This is a messenger RNA of Vitrella brassicaformis, 1587 nucleotides long. The record is from the annotation of a GenBank genome assembly. Lineage: Eukaryota; Vitrellaceae.